AUGUUCCGUGGCAAACAGACUAGAGUGCUGCUCCUGAAUGACAUGGAGAAGCUCGAGAGGACUCUGUUUCGCCUGGAGCAAGGCUUUGAGCUGCAGUUCCGUCUUGGGCCUACACUUCAAGGAAAAGAUGUUCAUGUCCACACCAACUACCCACCUGUUGGACAGAAAUUCAACAGCCAAAAGUUUCGUGUCCUAGAAUGGAUCAACCCCACCGGUCGGGAAGAUGACUCAGACAAGUACUGUAAACUUGACCUGGAGAUUGCUGGGUCGUACCAGUACUACUUCGGGUGUGGGUAGGAGAAGACAGGCUCUGGUUGUAUUGUGGUGGACCCUGUUCUACGUGUUGGUCAUGACAGACAAAUCCUACCACUGGAUUCUAUAACCAUCCAGACGUACCUUGCCAAGUGUCUUGGCCCAAUGGAUGAGUGGCUUGACAGACUUAGAGUGGCAAAGGAAACCGGUUACAACAUGAUUCACUUCACACCACUGCAGAAACUUGGUCUGUCCCGCUCAUGUUACUCAAUUGCCGACCAGCUGGAGCUGAAUCCGGAAUUCUCCCCUCCUGGAAAGAAUUAUACCUGGAUGGAUGUGGGCAACCUGACGGAGAAACUUAAGCGAGAGUGGAACAUGAUUUGUAUAACAGAUGUGGUAUACAAUCAUACAGCUGCCAACAGUAGCUGGCUAAGGCUACACCCAGAGUGUGGCUAUAACCUGGUCAACUCCACUCACCUGAGACCAGCCUGGCUGCUAGACAGGGCCCUGUGGCACCUCUCCUGUGACAUAAUUAAUGGCAAAUACAGUGAAAGUGGACUUCCUGCAUUGAUUGAAAAUGAAAAGCAGCUUACUACACUCCAAGGGAUUCUGUGGAAAGAUAUCUUUUCCCAGCUAAAACUGUGGGAAUUCUUUCAGGUCAAUGUGGACAAAGCUGUGGAGCAAUUUAGGAAGCUCCUUCAGUCUGAGGCAGAUGAUAAACACAAGCUGAAAGUUAUUCAGGAUCCUCAGUGGAGGCGUUUUGGCAACACUGUGGAUAUAAAGAUGGCCUUGGAGACAUUUGGCCAACACACGAAUGGCCCAUCGUCAGUCCAAGAAAGUUGUGAGAAGUUUAAGCUGAGUUUGGAGGAGCUGAAUGUGGAUUGCUACAGGGAAAUACAUGAACAUCAGGAGAUGGCUAUAAAUUGCAUUGUGGGAACUGUAGUUUAUGAACGUCUUGCUGCCCAUGGCCCCAAGCUGGGUCCCAUCACCAAGACAAACCCUUUGGUGAAAAGGUAUUUCACUUUCCCAUUUGAAGACAUGACCUUGGAUCAGGAGAUACAGCUGUUGCAGCAGCCAGACAAAGCAUGUCACCUCCUGGCUCAUAAUGGAUGGGUUAUGGGGGAUGAUCCACUGAGAAACUUUGCUGAACCAGGGUCCCAUGUGUAUUUGAGGAGAGAACUGGUUUGUUGGGGUGACAGUGUGAAGCUUCGCUAUGGUGACAAACCCGAGGACUGUCCAUACCUGUGGGCACACAUGAAGAAGUACACAGAGAUUACAGCUAAACAUUUCUCUGGUGUCCGCCUGGACAACUGCCAUUCCACCCCCCUCCACGUGGCUGAGUAUAUGCUGAAGACUGCGCGUGAGCACAGGCCUGAUCUGUUUGUGGUGGCUGAACUCUUCACUGGGAGUGAGCAGUUGGACAAUGUCUUUGUGACAAGGCUUGGCAUUACCUCGCUUAUUCGAGAGGCAAUGAGUGCUGGGGACAGUCAUGAGGAGGGCAGGCUAGUGUAUCGGUUCGGAGGAGAACCUGUGGGCUCUUUCAUCCAGCCCAGUCUCAGGCCUUUGGUCCCAUCCAUCGCCCACGCCAUGUUCCUCGACGUCACCCAUGACAACGAGUGCCCCAUUCAGCUUCGUUCGGUGUAUGACUCUCUCCCCAGUUCGGCUAUUGUUUCCAUGGCCUGCUGUGCCACAGGCAGCACCAGAGGGUAUGAUGAACUGGUUCCUCACCAGAUCUCAGUGGUCGACGAAGAGCGCCGUUAUUCUAAAUGGAACCCAGAUGCAUCUUCUGCAGGCGAGGUAAACCUCCAGACCGGUAUCAUUGCUGGAAAGCUGGCCCUCAACAGGCUUCACCAAGAGCUCGCACACAAAGGCUUCACCCAGGUUUAUGUGGACCAAGUGGAUGAGGACAUUGUGACUGUGACCAGGCACUGCCCAAGCACACACCAGUCUGUGGUCGCUGUGUGUCGCACAGCUUUCAAAGAUCCCAAGACUCACACCUACAAAAAGGACGUGCCCUCUGUGUGUAUUCCAGGUAAAAUAGAGGAGGUGAUUCUCGAAGCUCGCACCUUACAGCGAAACGCUGAGUCAUUUGUGAAAGACGAGACCUAUGUAAAUGGCUUGCCUGACUACACAGUGGAGAUCCAGGAACAUAUACAGCUUACGGACAGCAAAAUUGUGAAACGAGCAGAAGUUAAGUCAAAGGAUCGCAGUGAGUUCGUUCAAGAGAUUGAAUUUGACCGUCUCACACCUGGCAGUGUCAUAGUUUUCAGGGUGAAUCUGGACCCUAAGUCGCGGGACGUGGUGGGGUUCCUACGCACACAGCUGGUCCAGUUCAACCGCCAGUACAGAUUAGGCAGCCUGGCUGACAGCAAUGUGUCUGGCAUACUGAAAAUAGCGUUGGAAUUCCUCGUGUCCAAGUUGUCCUUGGCGGAGCUGAACACGCUGCUGUUCCGCUGCGAUGCCGAGGAGCAGGAAGAGGGCGGCGGAUGUUACGGUAUUCCUUCCUGGAUGCCCCUGAAAUAUGGAGGCUUACAAGGAUUUGUGUCAGUGUUGUCAGAAAUUCGACCCAAAAACGAUCUUGGCCACCCUUUCUGUGACAACCUGAGACAAGGGGACUGGAUACUCGACUACAUCAGCACUCGCCUUUUGAACAAAGGUGGAGCACUGCGGGAGAUUGGAAAAUGGUUCCAGGCCAUGUUCACUUAUCUCAAGCACAUACCUCGUUAUCUUGUGCCAUGCUACUUCGAUGCUAUCAUUGUUGGAGCUUAUACCACAGCUUUGGAUGCUGUAUUCAGUCAGAUGUCAAGCUUUGUGCGGAAUGGUUCCACCCUGGCAAAGCAGCUUGCCUUGGGGUCAGUGCAGAUGUGUGGGGUGGGCUGUCACCCUGUCCUGCCCCAGCUCUCUCCAGCCCUUCAGGACGUGCCAUACCGUCUGAACCCUGUCACCAAUCAGCAGGAGCAGUGCUGUGUGUCCAUGGCUGCAGGGCUGCCUCAUUUCUCUUCAGGAAUAUUCCGCUGUUGGGGGCGGGACACCUUCAUCUCUCUACGUGGGCUCAUGCUAGUGACGGGUCGUCACCUUGAGGCCAGAAACAUUAUCCUGGCUUUUGCUGGUACCCUGAGACAUGGUCUUAUCCCUAACCUGCUUGGUGAGGGCGUGAGUGCCCGCUACAACUGCCGUGACGCCGUGUGGUGGUGGCUGCAGUGCAUUCAGGACUACUGUAGCAUGGUGCCCGAUGGCAUUCAAAUCCUCUUGUGCCCAGUAUCGCGGAUGUACCCCACCGACGACUCUGAACCUCAUCCUGCUGGGACUGUGGAUCAGCCAUUGUAUGAAGUCAUCCAAGAGGUCAUGCAACGCCACAUGCAAGGCAUCGAAUUUAGAGAGAGGAACGCCGGACCGCAGAUCGACCGAAACAUGAGCGAUCAAGGGUUUAACAUUGAAGCCAAGGUAAAUCCAGACACAGGAUUUGUGUAUGGAGGAAACCGCUUCAACUGUGGCACGUGGAUGGAUAAAAUGGGAGAGAGUGACCUUGCACAUAACAGAGGAGUACCGGCCACGCCCAGGGAUGGCUCUGCUGUGGAGAUUGUUGGCCUUAGUAAAUCCACUGUGCGCUGGCUAACGGAGCUCUAUAAAAACGGUGUCUUCCCCUAUUCCUCCGUCACUGUUCACAAAGAUGAUGCAGAGAUCUCUGUAUCUUACGAGGAAUGGAACCAAAAGAUUCAGGAGAAUUUUGAAAAGAUGUUCUAUGUGUCACAAGACCCAAAUGAUCCCAACGAACAGCAUCCAGAGCUGGUUCAUAAGAGGGGCAUUUAUAAGGACAGCGUUGGAGCCUCCAGCCCCUGGUGUGACUACCAGCUCAGGCCCAACUUCACAAUUGCCAUGGUGGUGGCCCCGGAGUUGUUUACAGUGGAAAGAGCCUGGGAGGCUUUAGAGAUUGCUGAGAAGAAGCUGCUUGGCCCUCUGGGAAUGAAGACAUUAGAUCCAGAUGAUAUGGUGUACUGUGGUGUCUAUGACAAUGCCCUUGAUAACAGCAACUACAACACUGCAAAAGGCUUCAAUUACCAUCAAGGACCUGAAUGGCUUUGGCCAGUUGGCUACUUUCUCCGAGCCAAACUGUAUUUUGCCAGGAGAAUGGGCAAAGAGGUAUAUGACAAGACAGUCUACCUAAUGAAGAACGUCAUAUCUCGGCAUUAUGUUCACUUGGAGAGAUCCCCCUGGAAAGGAUUACCUGAACUGACCAAUGAAAAAGGACAAUACUGCUCUUUCAGCUGUGAAACUCAAGCCUGGUCUAUUGCCACACUUCUGGAGGCUCUUUAUGAUCUGUGA
Molecule: messenger RNA, 4575 nt
Organism: Chanos chanos (milkfish)
Lineage: Eukaryota; Metazoa; Chordata; Actinopteri; Gonorynchiformes; Chanidae
Gene: aglb
Product: amylo-alpha-1, 6-glucosidase, 4-alpha-glucanotransferase b
Exons: 33
Biological process (GO): glycogen catabolic process; glycogen biosynthetic process
Molecular function (GO): 4-alpha-glucanotransferase activity; amylo-alpha-1,6-glucosidase activity
Source: RefSeq, a predicted model, not a curated record